This is a messenger RNA of Sitodiplosis mosellana (orange wheat blossom midge), 3149 nucleotides long. It is a transcript of the gene Pep, whose product is annotated as zinc finger protein on ecdysone puffs. NCBI's taxonomy places the organism in Eukaryota, Metazoa, Arthropoda, Insecta, Diptera, Cecidomyiidae. Gene Ontology annotation, cellular component: nucleus. The coding region runs from base 287 to 2194 and encodes 635 amino acids. The transcript is spliced from 6 exons. The record is from RefSeq and is a predicted model, not a curated record.
GAAUACGCCCUGAAAAGAAACGCAGCGAGGCACAUCAGUUCAUUUUUGUCGUGCAAACCAAACGGUUUUCCUCUCAUUUAUGCUCCGUCAUAAGCAUAAUUUUUUCUACAAACAAGCUGCCUCACUUUGAACAUUUUAGGAAAAUUAUCAUUUUCUCAUUGCUGAAUUUUCAAUAAUUUACACCAAUUUACGAAUUGUGUCCGCAUCUCAGCAGACAAUCAAAGUGUACAAUUAAUUUCUCAGUUCAGUUGUGCUUCGAGAUUAAAAAAAUAAUCCCAAAUUCAAUAUGGCAUUCCGUAUGAACGGUGGUGGCAAUCGCCGCAACGAUAACAACCGAAACUUCGAUCGUGGUUAUGGAAAUGGCGUCAAUCGUCAAAUCAAUCCCUGGGACAAUAACGCCGGAGGUGGCAAUUUUCGUCAAGGUGGCGGUGGCGGAGGCGGCAAUGUUAAUAACGAUGUUCUUUCAUUGGCUAAUAGUUUAGUCAAUAAUCUUCUUCGCGGAAAUCAGCCACCAUCUCUUCUGGAUUUACCACAACGUGGAGCUGGUUAUGGUAACCAAAUGAAUUUUGGUCGUUUUGACGAACGAAAUGGACGGAUGGGCAAUCGCAAUGCCAGUAAUAAUCGACGACCUGGACAAGGUGUACGUAAUAAUAAUGCCAAAUUUGGCGGACCUAUUAAAGGUGGCGGCAUUCGCAAACGUAAUCCUGUUGACCGCGCAAAGAAAGUUCUUGCUAAGAACGCCGCUUCUAAAGAUCCAGAUACUCCAGCUGAUUCAAAUGAAAAACCCAAAGAGAGUGCUAAGACCAACCAAAAGGACGCCGGAGCCAACAAGGAGGCCAACAAAAAAGAAUCGAAAUACGCAGAUGUCCCGAACGUCAUGUUCUACUGUCACAUGUGCAAGAAGCAUAUGUGGGAUGCAACUUCUUUUGAAAAUCACGUUAAGGGACGCACUCACUUGAUGAUGCGUGAAGGUGUCGAAGAAAGCUAUCGCUUGAAGGCAAACAUGAUUCGUCAAGAAGCUAAAAUUGAGGAACAAUUGAAGAGCAUCGAACUUGAACGUCUUAAGCGUAUGGGCAAGGCGGGCAAAGGAAAUUUCCGUCGCGAAUAUUGCACCAUGUGCGAUUUGAACUUCUAUGGACAUUUGACAGCCCAUCGUAAAACCGAUGGCCAUUUGAAUUUGAAGAAAUUCUUGCAUCCAAAAUGUUUGGAUUGCUCAUUGGAGUUCCCCAAUCGCAUCGAUUUUGACGGACACAUUCUGUCGCCCGAGCACAUGAAACGUGCAUUUAUCACUAAAGCCAACAAACCGGAGAAACGCAAGAAUCAGCUCACCAUUUACACCGAAGAGGAUGAGUUAAAGGACUUGAAGGAAGAAAAGGAGGAGAAGAAGAAGGAAAAGAAGACCACCGAAGCUGAUGAAUCGAUGGAAACAGAUGAAACAGCUGAAAAAGCAGAGGGUGAAGUUAAGAAGGAGAAUGGUGAAGAAGAAGCUGCUGAGAAAGAAGAAACCAAGGAAGGCGAAGAGGAGCCAGCAGCUGAACCAGUUGCCGAACCCGAUGACAUUAUUUUGGAUUAUGAAGAUGGUGACGAAAUUCCAACCGAAGUCGACGGUAGAAUUCCAAAAUACAAUUGCUCGCGACAGGUUGGCACCAGCCUAAUUCACAAAUUGGAUUGCUACGAAUGCUAUGUGUGCGGUCGUUUCUUCGACACUGAGAAAACGUCCGAGAUCCACACACGCACAGUUACGCAUCAUCGCAACUUUGUUAAAUUCUUGAAUGAAAAGGCCAACGACACAAAGAUUGCCCAGAAGCGUGCCGCAGCCGCAUUGGAAGAAAUCGAACGCAAGAAGAAGAAGUUGGAAGCUGCUGAGGCUGCCGCCAAUGCCACCGAAGAAGUAAAGCAAGAGGGUGAUGAGGCAUAUGAUCCAACUGAGACCACAGAAGAUCCAGACGACGAAGAAAAAAUUGACGAGCCAAUGGAGCAAGACGAAGAGCCGAAGGAACAACAACCCGAACCAGUCCCAGAAGUGGCCGCCACCGCCGCCGCCGCCAAUGGGACCGAAACUGAACAGCCGGCUGCAACCGAAGCACCAGCAGCUGAAGCCGUAGAGACAAAGGCAGCAGCUGUACCUGAUGAAGUUGCCACACCGAAACGAGUCCAACGAGCUCGUGGCAGAGGACGCAACGCUCGAUUGUAAAUCCAUCAAGCAAGCAUUGAACCAUUGAAAACAAAGCCGAAUAUGUCUUUGUGUGAACCGGUGUUCGACAACAAAAACGGAAAAAAUAAACAAAUUUGUAAUCAGUUUAUCGAUUGAAAGAAAAAAAAUCCAUACAAUCUGUCGCUUGACGUAGAGAAUUUUAAGUUGUUAAAUUCAUUCUUUAGGGAUAUUCAUAACAAAAACAAAAAACAAACAAAAUCUGCAUGAAAAUACAGCAUCUUAUGUGAAAAUUGAUGUAAUGAAUUUAGCUAAAAUCAUGAAGGAAAAAAAGAAUUUACUCCACCACCAUUGACAAAAACAGAAGAUUAUAAAAACAAAACAAAAUACAAAAACAACAAUGGAUACAAACACAAUGCAGUUACACACCGCGUACACUUGGAAUUAAUCGCAAAUUUAUGGUUACACAACGAGCGCUAUCAAAGUCUGAUGAAGAAUAAAAAAAAACAUGUUAUAAGAUCAUCGUUGAAAAUUCAACCAGCCCACAGUUUGAUAAAAUGAAUGAACACUUUCUUUUUCCUUUCGAACAUAAACAAAACGACAACAACAACAAAAACAUAAUUUUUUUUAGUCAUUGUAAUCAUGAAUAACUUCUACAGUAGACGAAAUCCACAAAAGUUGUAAUGUAACUAUCUAAUUGAUGUUCAUUGUGUCCCCAUCAUUAUUAUUUUUUUAAUCCUUUUUUUUUUAACCGCGCUUAUGUUUAGAUUUAUCUUAUACACAUAUACAAAUUUAUAAUAUUUUUAAGCUAUUAUAUAUCUCUGUAUUUCGACAACAUACCGUUUAAAAUGAAAAGCAUCAUUAAUAGACUUUACUCAGCAAGAAAUGAAAAAAAAGGAGAAAUGCAAGUAAAAUGUAAAGAAACUAAGAUACAUUUGAAGAGACACAAAAAUAAGUACGUGUAAUAAAUUCAACAAUUAUGAUGAAUAAUUGCGAU